Asterias rubens (European starfish) is the source of this 3417-nucleotide messenger RNA. RefSeq lists its product as uncharacterized. The transcript is spliced from 12 exons. The record is from RefSeq and is a predicted model, not a curated record. Gene Ontology annotation, biological process: signal transduction. The coding region runs from base 172 to 2607 and encodes 811 amino acids. Lineage: Eukaryota; Metazoa; Echinodermata; Asteroidea; Forcipulatida; Asteriidae.
CAAAAAUGGGUGAGUCCGGAAACUUUUUUUUUCCCAGGAAAAAUGGGCGUGUUGUUUACCUUCUUUCUACUGGCCGGGCGCAACCAAGCAUGACCAAAGUCUCCAAAACAUGUAGAUGUAACCAUAAAUCACCAAAUUGAGUUUUGAUAAGAGCAGUGACGGGUGACAACAAUGGCAGGAUUCUUAGUCAAAGACACGCUAACCGUGCUGACACAGAAUGGGGAGUGCCACAUCCAGCUGUGUCUUGGUGACAUCACUAAAUUGCAACAUAAAGACAAAGUGGAUGUCAUUCUCAUCUCAGCUUUUCAAUCUGAUUACACCCCAACCCAAACGUCUGUGAUUGGUUCUUUGCUUCGUAAUCUGAAGAUCAACGUCCGGGAUCUAGCCAGGGAUAAGGAGGAGGACCUGAGGCAGUUGUACCAUUGCUGGUGGUCCAAGCCUCUCCCAGAGGACAAACCAUACCAGAGAUUACUCUGCUUUGAAACAAGAGUAUUUGGGUCAAGGCGCCCACAGGAGUUGGUCGGUGAUGUGUUUAGAUGUCUGGUACCCAUACUCAACAACCAAGACGGCACAGUGAUUACUCCAUUGUUGAACACAGGGGAUCAGGGUCAUGGGAGAGAAGUCAUGCUGAAGGGAAUGGUAGAAGCGGCAGUCAAUUGGAUGAAAGCUGGGCUACCUCUCCGUAAGCUCAUGAUAGUCCUGUACUGCCGUGGUGAUAACGAUGCUGCGCUGGAAGCAGCUGGUGCUAAGCAGUUCAAUCAUGUCUUCAAGCAGUUUGCUGACCUUAAAGACCAGUACAUGAUGAAGGACUUGACACCUAAGGAAGUGACAAUCAAUUUUGACGUCUACCUGUCCGUCAGCAAACUGGACACAGAGUUGGCCUCCGUCAUCAAGGACAAGCUUCACUUGAAGAAGUCCGACAUCCGCAUCUUUGACAGCAAUCAGAAGAUGAUCUGUGAGGAGGUUUGGCAAGAGGACAUGUAUGAUGUGAUGAUGCACAGUGCCAGGGUCAUAACAGUGCUGACGCCUAAUUACCUUCAAUGCACAUCUUGCGUUGAGCAAUAUAACAUCGCCCUCUGCUGUUCAAGAAAUGCAAACAGGAACAUGCUGGCACCGUUCUAUAUAAAAGAGAGUAGCCUCCCGACGUACAUGACCCAAGUGCAAUAUGUGGACUGCAGAACCAGUUGUGUUGACCGCAUCGGCGAUGCAUGCCACCAGAUUGUUCUGUCCUUCAGUGUUACCUUGAAGGCUAAACCCUUGAUGGACCCAACCAUCCAGUAUGACAUCUUCAUUUCCUACUCUCACUGCGACUCAGAGAGGGCUAAUCACAUUGUGAAGUACUUGAAGGCACUCAACCCAGACCUUAGACUCUUCUUUGACAUACAGGAGUUAAAAACAGGUAGUGCAUGGCAGCGUACGUUGUAUCAUUCCAUAGAUGGUUCCCGUGUCAUGUUGGCCUUGAUAUCUAAUAAAUACCUGAGCUCAGCCGUGUGUCAAGAGGAGUACAAUUUAGCCUUGGCCAAACACUGCUCUGGGUCUUCCACCCUCAAGUUGAUCCCUCUGUGCAUUGAAGACAUCUUCGGGGUGACUCCUCCAGAAUUCACUAAGGUCAAGAUGGUGAAUGCUAAAGGUGAUAGCUUCCUUCAGGCAGCAGACACGACCUGUUCUGCAGUUGAUGAUUGGUUGGCUGGGAAGGAGGUUGACUCUGAUAUGAAGGCAUUGUUCGACAAAACCGAGGAUUUGAUAGUUGAUGUGGACACUGUUCUGGAAAGCAUGCGCCGUCUUCGUUUCCAAGAGAAGUACGGUGACAAAGAGAAUCUGAUUAAGAAAGAGCUGAAAUUUUCAACGCAUCUUCUGGACUCUUUGCCAAAUAGCCCCAACAUUGCAAGUGAUAGUCAGGACGCUGCUAGUAAGUGCGAUGUUGCAUUCAGCUACGCUAAUGAGGAUAAGAAAUACGCCGUCUACCUCGCUGAGAUGCUUGGUCGUGUCUCCGGUCUUGUGGUCAACGCGCACCCCUCAUCGGACCUCGAACGUCUCUCUCUGAUUGAUCAAGCCAAAUACAUCGUCGUCAUCCUAUCCCCACAUUACAUUGACUCUCUGGAGAAGUGUGAAGAGUUCAACAUAGCCCUGUCUCGUCAGCGAAUGGUUUCUAGACGGAUUUUAUUCCCAGUGCAAGUCCACGUUCUUCCGCAGCAACCCACGUACUUUCGACUGGUGCCGUCUGAUUUCAAUUCGGCAGACAAAAUGUGGCCCGAGUUGUGCAAUUCACACGAGAAGACGAUUGGCCCCACCUUAGAUGUGCUGGAAUCGCACCAUGGUGAUAUCGCUGCACCUACAAAGUUUGCUUUUCAUGUUGCAGCUUUGAAGAUACUAGAGGAGAUCAAGAAACAAAGGUGUAAUCCAGACACAACUGUUAAGCAAUCGUCUACUCUCACAAACAUAAUGAACAUCAAGGGUUAUUUGGACAGCGCUUUUGAGAAUAGCAGUACAGUUCCUGGUAAUGCUGUUGAGCCAGAGGCUCUUGAAGAUGAUACCAGUUCAAACCAGUUAGCUGGACAAAAACGAAAUAAUCAAAGGAGAGGUAGGCCGUCGUGCCUCGUUCAAUGAACUCCCUAGAAAUAAUGUAACAUUUAUUAGCAUUGCUACAUUUUAUCCUGGGAAAAUCUAGUUUGCAAUUUAUUUUCAUCAAACUAUUUUUAAUUAAUUUUUUUAUUUUGGUACUAUAUUAUUUUUAUAUUUUGUAAUAUAUUUGUGUAUGUGACAAUGAAGGAACAACGUUCAAUUUUAUUUUAUAUAUAGCUCAUGCAUAAAUCCUUGCCAUUUGAAUUCUUUCCAAAUAAACAGAAAAAUAGACACAGGAUAUUUUUCACUCAACACUCAGGGAAAAAUGUAAUAAAAUUUCUGAACAACUCCUGAAAAUGCAAUUAAGUCCAUGGACAUUGUGUGAGGUUCAGCAUAGCUACAUUUUACCAUGGUAAAAUCUAUUUUAAAAUAUUUUCAUCAAGUUAUUUUGCAGAAAAUCAUAUUUUGUUUGUUUUGUACCACAUAAUAUUUUCAUAAUUAUUUGUAACAUAUAUAUUUUGGUUAUAUCCCAAAUUUCUGUUUCACCAAGUUGUGUGACAAUGCAGGAACAACAUAUAUUAUUAUUUUCUUAUAUAUAAACAUAUAACUCAUGCUAUUUUUGUUUAAAUGUAUAAGUGUAACUCAUGCAUAAAUCCUUGCCGUUUUACAUUUUCACAAUCAAGAGAAAAUGGACGCAGAAUAUUUUCACCCAACACUCUGGAAAAAAAAGUAACAACAAUUCGGAACGACUCCUGAUAAUACACCAAGGUCAUUUGAACCGGCAAGGCAAAGCAGCUGAUACCAGUUCUAACCAGUUCUAACCAGUUCAAACCAGUCUGCUUGACAAAAAAAAAA